AUGGUGGUGCGCGCAGGCAAUGACCUGGCGCGGUGCCUGAAUUGGGGCGCGGGCCUGGGGGCGCUGCGAGAGAGGGGCCUGCCGGCGGUGCUGGCGGACAUAGAGCACGCGACGGUGGCGCUGCUGGACCGCUGGGAGGUGGCCAUCACGCGCACGCCCUCCGACAGCCGCCCCGGCCUGGCCGCCAACCAGCUGCAGCGCAUGAGCCACCUCGUCGCGCGCGACCGCCCCGACACCGAGCAGGUGCAGCGGCGGGUGAUGAACAACUACGUGGGCAUCGGCGUUGACGCCAAGGUGAGCCUGGAGUUCCACCGGCUGCGCGACCAAUUCCCGCACUGGUUCCGCUCCCAGAUGGGCAACAAGGUCUGGUACACCACCGUCGGCGCCAAGGACAUCCUGGGCCACGCCAUCGGCGCAUCCUCCGGCUCCCUCCCCUCCAAACUCAAGGCGCGCCGCUGUCGCUGUUUGUACCCGACAGUGGAGGUUGACGGGCGUCCGCUGGAGCUGCCGGAGGACAUAGAGGGUGUGCUGCUGCUCAACAUCGCCUCCUACAUGGGCGGCGUCAACCUCUGGGCGUCAGGCGCCGCCUCAACCGCUGCCGCCCCGCUCGACGCCCCGCAGAGCUUCUGCGACGGAGUGCUCGAGGUGUGCGGCGUGUAUGGCAGCUGGCACCUGGGGCAGCUGCAGGUGGGGCUGUCGCGUGCGAUCCGGCUGGCGCAGUGCCGCAGCGCUCGCAUCACCGCACUUGAGGCGCUGCCCAUGCAGAUCGAUGGCGAGCCCUGGCGCCAGCCGCCCGCCACCCUCGACAUCUCCCUCAAGGGCCAGGCAUUCAUGCUGAGGCGCAUUGAGAGCGGCCCGGUGGCGGCCGUUGCGCGCGCAGUGUCGGAUGUGCUGGAAUCCUGCGAACAGAAGGGGGUCAUCAGCGCUGGGCAGCGGCACACUCUCACUGCCGAGAUCGCUGCCAAGCUGCACCCUGUCCUCUAG
Messenger RNA from Coccomyxa subellipsoidea C-169, 984 nucleotides. RefSeq lists its product as hypothetical. The record is from RefSeq and is a predicted model, not a curated record. The transcript is spliced from 5 exons. The coding region runs from base 1 to 984 and encodes 327 amino acids. Lineage: Eukaryota; Viridiplantae; Chlorophyta; Trebouxiophyceae; Coccomyxaceae. Gene Ontology annotation, molecular function: ATP-dependent diacylglycerol kinase activity.